This is a messenger RNA of Dreissena polymorpha, 2714 nucleotides long. Its product is annotated as zinc finger protein 383-like. The coding region runs from base 287 to 2446 and encodes 719 amino acids. Gene Ontology annotation, molecular function: histone methyltransferase activity; protein binding. The transcript is spliced from 7 exons. NCBI's taxonomy places the organism in Eukaryota, Metazoa, Mollusca, Bivalvia, Myida, Dreissenidae. The record is from RefSeq and is a predicted model, not a curated record.
AAUUAUAAAGGACUUUGAUUCCAAAACCCAAACUAGGGUAAACACUAUAUCGGCUAGGGUAAGUCCAGAGUCAUUAAAUUCAGACCAAACAAUAGAUGACUUAAACUCUGUUUGUGUCAAAAUUGAGACUGAUGAAUGGACAGCAUGGUAUAGUACGGCUUCUGAUUGUUAUUCCGUUUGUGCCAAAUCAGAACAGGUUCUAUGGGAUGAGAGACAUUCAGAUGGCAACAAACAAGAUGGCUUCACCUCUGAAUGUGUGAAAUCAGAACAGACUGAAUGUGAAGUUAUGUGUCAAGAUGUUAUCAGACAAGCUUGCUUCAAUUCUGUAUGUGUGAACAAAAACACGACUUCCAAUUCAAAUGCACAAGAUGAGCUACAUUCUGUAUGUGGGGCAUCACAACAGUCUCUAAAUGCAAGUACAGACCAGGGUUAUAUAGCAAUAUAUGACCUCAAUAAUGAAUGUGGUAUAGCUAAACAGUAUAUAAAGACAGAAACAGACAAUGGAAAUACAACAGCAAAUGAUCACAAUGCUUUAUGUGAUCAUACAUAUUCAAAAACACCUGAGAAUCAAGCUAAACUGGCCGACCUUAAUUCUGUAUAUCCGACAAGGGAAGAGAUUGAACUUUCAAAUGUUGACCAAUAUUGUGCUAAAUCAGCUGUGGGUGGAGGGACGAUACAAAUGGACCAAUACUCCAACUUAAAUGUUCCAACACAUUCGAACUCGGAAAAAGAUGGAGAGAAUGCUUUGGCAAGGACUGCCCCCGUUUUCCUGGAACCAGCUGAGAUUAAAUUGGAGGAAAAUUGUGACCAUGUGAAGAAAGUUAAGAGAAUGAAGAAAACGAGAUCCCCAGAAAAAGACAAGACUGAAAACAUUCUGCAAGAGAGGAACCUAACCAGCUGUAUGAGCCUGGAACCCUUAGAUAAUGACCAUUUUCUCUACUGUGGAGAAUGCAAUGAGGAGUUUGAAGGGGACUGCCCUGUCCAUGGACCCUAUAACUACAUACAGGACAAAGAGGUGCCAGAAGAAGACCCUCUUAAAGCUGAGCAUACCUUGCCAGAUUGCCUUGAAAUCAAAACAUCCAAAAUAGCUGGAGCUGGUCUUGGAGUGUUUUCCAAGGAGGAACUGGAAUCCAGGAUCAUGUUUGGACCGUAUGAGGGAAAUAUAAUCACUGACAACCAUAAGUCAGGUUAUUGCUGGCAGGGGAAGAUCUAUAAGGAUGGCAAAGGGAGUCACUUUGUGGAUGCCCAGAACAAAGCCACCUCUAACUGGAUGAGAUAUGUGAACUGUGCUAUGACGGAGGCAGAUCGGAACCUUGUAGGAUUGCAGUACAAAGGAGGCAUCUAUUACUGCACAUUGAAACCAGUUUCACCAGGUGAGGAACUGCUGGUCUGGUACAGAGAUGAAUUAGCCAAAGAGCUUGGCCUCAACAGACCCAAAAACCUGCCAAGCAGUUAUUCAAGUAAAAACAGUGGUCACUUUAAGGAACACAUGAGUAUACAUGCAGGAGAGAGACCGUACAAAUGUAAGGAGUGUGGUUAUGCAUGUUACAAGAGAAGUACCUUGAAGACACACAUGAGGAUACAUUCAGGAGAGAGACCGUACAAAUGUGAGGAGUGUGGUUAUGCAUGUUACAAGAGUAGUACCUUGAAGACACACAUGAGGAUACAUUCAGGAGAGAGACGGUACAAGUGUGAGGAGUGUGGUUAUGCAUGUAACCAGAGUUCUAACUUGAAGACACACAUGAGGAUGCAUACAGGAGAGAGACCGUACAAGUGUGAGGAGUGUGGUUAUGCAUGUAACCAGAGUGGUGACUUGAAGACACACAUGAGGAUACAUUCAGGAGAGAGAUCGUACAAAUGUGAGGAGUGUGGUUAUGCAUGUAACAAGAGUAGUACCUUGAAGACACACAUGAGGAUACACACAGGAGAGAGACCGUUCAAGUGUGAGGAGUGUGGUAAAGCAUUUAAACUGAGUGGUAACUUAAAGAAACACAUGAGGAUACACACAGGAGAGAGACCGUACAUGUGUGAGGUGUGUGGUUGUGCAUGUAACCAUGGUAGUAACUUGAAGAGACACAUGAUGAUACAUUCAGGAGAGAGACCGUACAAGUGUGAGGAGUGUGGUUAUGCUUGUAACAGGAGUUCUGACUUGAAGACACACAUAAGGAUACAUUCAGAAGAGAGACCGUACAAAUGUGAGGAGUGUGGUUAUGAAUGUAACAACAGUAGUUCCUUGAAGACACACAUCCAGAUACAUACAAGAGAGAGACCGUACAAGUGUGAGGAGUGUGGUUAUGCUUGUAACAGGAGUUCUGACUUGAAGACACACAUGAGGGUACAUUCAGGGGAGAGACCAUACAAGUGUGAGGAGUGUGGUUUUGCAUGUAGCCAUAGUGGUACCUUGAAGAAACACAUGAGGUUACAUACAGAAGAGAGACUGCACUAAUGUGAGGUGUGUGGUAAAGGAUUAAAACUGAGUGGUAACUUGAACACAAACAUGAGGAUGCAUACAGGAUAGAGACUGUACAAGUGUGGGGCGUGUGGUUAUGAAUGUAUUCUGAGUAGUACCUUGAACACAAACACGAGGAUACAUUCAGGAGAGCGACUGUACAAGUGUGAGGAAUGCGGCUAUGCUUGUAACCAGAGUUCUGACUUGAAAAAACACAUGAGGAUACAUACAGAAGAGAGACUGUACAAAUGUGAGGUGUGUGGUU